ACCAAAUCUCCCGCUCUUCCCUACUGACAAAAAGAAGAAAGCCAACAAUGGCAGCCACUGCCCAGCCCAACAGAGUGCAGCAACAGCAGCAAGUAGUUAAGGGUAGGGACCAUCCAAAGUUCUUGCGGAUGAGCGAUGACACUACAAUGAUGAAGCAAAUUCAGGCAACUCAUACCCCAGAUGGUCGAGAGGUUGAGGUCAAGCCUAUUGUCCAAGUCAUUGAGGACAUCCUGAAUCAUGCCACUCCCGCCAUUGAUGGGACCCUAUAUGGCAACCCUCCACACCUUGAGGCGUUGGAGGACAGGAGCAGUCAGGAUGGCCUCCAUGGCAUCCUAGAAGAACUGGCUUAUACUAUACAGAAGCUUUCAUGCGAGUUAUCAUGCAAAUGCUCGGGUGGAGGGGACGCUCAUGCGACGACUAUGGCUGUAUUCAACAUGCUUUCCCACUAUUCCUGGGAUGCAAAGGUGGUGCUAUCCCUGGCUGCAUUCGCUGCAAACUAUGGGGAGUUCUGGCUGGUCAUUCAGCUUUACGCUACAAACCCUCUUGCAAAGUCAGUGGCUCUCCUCAAGCAAUUGCCUGACAUCAUAGAACAUGGAAACUCCUUGAAAUCCCGGUUUGAUGCAGUCACCAAACUUAUCAAGGUAAUGUUGGACGUGACCAAGAGUAUCAUUGAGUUCAAGGAGCUACCAUCUCUUUACAUUUCACCAGACAUGCCUCCAAUGUCAAGUACCAUGGCUCAUAUCCCCACUGCUGCCUACUGGACCAUUCGAGGCAUUGUAGCUUGUGCAUCCCAGAUCAUAAGCCUUAUAGGCACGAGCAAUGAGUACACCUCAUGGACAACCGAAUCAUGGGAACUGUCAACCCUGGCUCAUAAGGUCAGCAGCAUACACGAGCACCUCAUACAGCAACUAAUUAUCUGCCAUCAGCAUAUCGAGGAGAAGAAACAGUUUGAAAGUUACAACAAUCUGGUGCGCAUUUUUGAAAUGCCCCACCUCGACAACCAGAAGGUUUUGAAGACACUGAUUUAUGCCAAGGAAGAUAUACAACCACUGCUGCAAGGCAACACCAAGGUUAAUAUUGAAAUACUAAGGCGAAAGACUGUGCUAUUGCUAAUAUCAGAUCUUGAUCUUUUGCAUGAGGAGAUUGUGAUUCUCCAUAAAUUUUAUAGAGAACAGAUAAAGAGUGAUGUUGAGUAUGAGGUGGUGUGGCUUUCAGUGGUGGACAGGUCAAAACCAUUGACUGAAGAGAAUCAAAACAAGUUUCAUGAACUGCAAAAGGAGAUGCCAUGGUACACACUGCUACACCCUUCAUUGCUUGAGCCAGCAGUGGUCAGAUACAUUAAAGAGGUGUGGCAUUUCACCAAGAAGGCAAUAUUGGUGGUAUUGGAUCUACAAGGAAAAGUAGUAUGCCGAAAUGCACUCCACAUGAUGUGGAUAUGGGGAAAUACUGCUUAUCCUUUCACUAAUUCGAAAGAGGAAUCACUUUGGAAGGAGGAAACUUGGAGACUGAAGCUGCUGGUAGAUGAUAUUGAUGCAACCAUAUUUGCUUGGGUGAACCAGGGGAAAUACAUUUGCAUGUAUGGAGGAGUGAACUCUGACUGGAUCCUGAACUUUAACACAGCAGCACGGGAAGUUGCAAAGGCUGCAGGCAUUCAACUAGAAAUGGUUUAUGUGGGAAAGAGCAACGCCAAAGAGCAAGUGCGGAAGACCAUUACAUUUAUCGAUUCUCGAAGUCUUGGUUACUGCUGGACUGACCCCACUAACAUUUGGUUCUUCUGGACUCGAAUGGAGAGCAUGUUGUACUCGAAGACACAACAUGGCAAGACCAUUGAGAAUGAUUCUAUAUUCGCAGGGGUCCUAACGAUGCUUAGCUUUGAUGGCAGUGAUCAAGGAUGGUCUGUGAUCUGCCACGGACCUACGGAGAUGGCCAAAGCCAAGGGAGACAUGAUUUUAAAAUGCUUUACAGAGUACAGCGAUUGGAGCGACAACGUUCAGCAAAAUGGUUUCAUGCCCGCACUGAAUGAGCACCUCCAAAAACUUCACACUCCAGAACAUUGCAACCGCCUCAUCCUUCCUGGGAUCAAUGGAGACAUCCCAGAAAAGGUGGUCUGUGCAGAGUGCGGCCGCCCAAUGGAGAAGUACUUUAUGUACCGCUGCUGUACUGAUUAAGCUACAGAUCCUAGCAUGAUGUAUAACAUGCUUAUGGUGAAGCCUAAUCGUGUUUAAGUUUGAUCGAGAGGAUUCAUAUUUUGCACUCGUUUUCAUAUUACUAGUAGCCUACAACUAUGUUUCUGUAGUUUCCAAAUGUUUGCAUGUAUGAAGUGCCUGGGACUCUAGUCCCUCUUUAUGCUAGUGUGCUCUAACAACGUGAUAUGGUUAUUAAUGAUGUUGUGUGAA
Vitis vinifera (wine grape) is the source of this 2396-nucleotide messenger RNA. RefSeq names its product protein SIEVE ELEMENT OCCLUSION B. The transcript is spliced from 7 exons. NCBI's taxonomy places the organism in Eukaryota, Viridiplantae, Streptophyta, Magnoliopsida, Vitales, Vitaceae. The record is from RefSeq and is a predicted model, not a curated record. Gene Ontology annotation, biological process: phloem development. Bases 48 to 2168 code for a protein of 706 amino acids.